Molecule: messenger RNA, 1215 nt
Organism: Nomascus leucogenys (northern white-cheeked gibbon)
Lineage: Eukaryota; Metazoa; Chordata; Mammalia; Primates; Hylobatidae
Product: class E basic helix-loop-helix protein 40-like
Biological process (GO): regulation of neurogenesis; circadian regulation of gene expression; regulation of transcription by RNA polymerase II
Cellular component (GO): nucleus
Molecular function (GO): DNA-binding transcription factor activity, RNA polymerase II-specific; protein dimerization activity; RNA polymerase II cis-regulatory region sequence-specific DNA binding
Source: RefSeq, a predicted model, not a curated record
AUGGAGCGGAUCCCCAGCGCGCAACCAUCUCCCGCCUGCCUGCCCAAAGCACCGGGACUGGAGCACCGAGACCUACCAGGGAUGUACCCUGCCCACAUGUACCAAGUGUACAAGUCAACACGGGGAAUAAAGCGGAGCGAGGACAGCAAGGACACCUACAAAUUGCCGCAUCGGCUCAUCGAGAAAAAGAGACGUGGCUCACGCUUACGUGACCGGAUUAACAAGUGCAUCGCCCAGCUGAAGGAUCUCCUACCCGAACAUCUCAAACUUACAACUUUGUGUCACUUGGAAAAAGCAGUGUUUCUUGAACUUACCUUGAAGCAUGUGAAAGCACUAACAAACCUAAUUGAUUAUCAGCAGCAGAAAAUCAUUGCCCUGCAGAGCGGUUUACAAGCUGGUGAGCUGUCAGGGAGAAAUGUCGAAACAGGUCAAGAGAUGUUCUGCUCAGGUUUCCAGACAUGUGCCCGGGAGGUCCUUCAGUAUCUGGCCAAGCACGAGAACACUCGGGACCUGAAGUCUUCGCAGCUUGGCACCCACCUCCACCGGGUGGUCUCAGAGCUGCUGCAGGGUGGUACCUCCAGGAAGCCAUCAGACCCAGCUCCCAAAGUGAUGGACUUCAAGGAAAAACCCAGCUCUCCGGCCAAAGGCUCCGAAGGUCCUGGGAAAAACUGCCUGCCAGUCAUCCAGCGGACUUUCUCUCACUCGAGUGGGGAGCAGAGCGGCAGCGACACGGACACAGACAGUGGCUAUGGCGGAGAAUCGCAGAAGGGCGACUUGCGCAGUGAGCAGCCGUGCUUCAAAAGUGACCACGGACACAGGUUCACCAUGGGAGAAAGGAUUGGCGCAAUUAAGCAAGAAGCCGAAGAACCCCACACAAAAAAGAACCGGAUGCAGCUUUCGGAUGAUGAAGACCGUUUCACUAGCAGUGACCUGAUCAGCUCCCCGUUCCUGGGCCCACACCCACACCAGCCUCCUUUCUGCCUGCCCUUCUACCUGAUCCCACCUUCAGCAACUGCCUACCUGCCCAUGCUGGAGAAGUGCUGGUAUCCCACCUCAGUGCCAGUGCUAUACCCAGGCCUCAACGCCUCUGCCGCAGCCCCCUCUAGCUUCAUGAACCCAGACAAGAUCUCGCCUCCCUUGCUCAUGCCCCAGAGACUCCCUUCUCCUUUGCCAGCUCAUCCGUCCGCGACUCUUCUGUCCUGCUCCAAGCUCUGA